GAAACAGAAGUACAGUACGCCUGCGCAUGCGAUGGCGCGCAAGUUUUGAGUUUUGUGGAUUUCAAACCGGUCGGUGAAUUGUUCCGUAUUGUGAAUACAAUGGGAUUUAUUUGGUAAUGUAGCAAUGUCGAAAACAUCUAACCCCUCGAGGUUAGAUAUGAAUGCGUCCUCUGAAAACGAUUCUUCAAUUUCUGGUCGUAGCGAUCGGAGUUUGCGAGUAUCAAAAAAUGCAAGAAAAAAGAGCGAGGCGGGGGAUCCGUUUGUGCUGGCGUUGAAUUACUUGUCCACAGUUGAAGAAGGCACCCCUUGGAAAGGGAACGAUGCGCUGGAGAGGCACAUGGCGGCGGUGGAGAGGGUGGCGCUUGGCCAGGGACUUCCCCCCGAGGCCAUCUCUGUCCUGCUGGACUUUGCGCUGAGUCUGCGCAUACGAGGUACGUUGUGUGUGCGCGUGCUGAAGAUCUUGAUCCCAGCGUCUGUGGUGCCUCAGGAUGCAGUUAUCCUAGGGGUGUCCUGGCUAUGCGUUGGAAAGAUGGCAGUGAGUGCACAGGCUAUGUUCCUUCGCUGGGUGCUCACGGUUUUUGACCUUAUUGAUGCCAAGGACCAGCUGCGGGCCAUCUAUGGCUUCAUCUUCAGCUUCCUGACUGAGCAGAGUCUGUGCCCUUAUGUGUGCCAUCUACUGUACCUGUUGACCCGGAAGGAAAGCGUUCGACCUUACAGAGUCAGAAGGUUGCUGGAGCUUCAAAAAAUGGGCCGACAGCCAUUCUUGAUGCAUCUGCUGGCCCUAUACAAAGUCUUCUCCCCAGAGUUGGUCACAUUGUCUUUUCCAUCAAAUAUGAAGGGCGGCUUCAAGAAUCACAACUCCACCUGGAAGGCGGCUUUAAGCACUGUACAGAGGAGGAACAACGUGCAAGUGACCUCUGACCUCCACUUAACGUUUGGACUGAAGCAGCGGCCUGUCUCUAAGAAAAGGAAACUCAACAGUCACCUGACCGUGCCGGCUGUGAGGUCCGUGCCCCUGCGGGUAUCCUCCAGUAAAAAGGCCCUUCCUCUGGAGCAGGUCUGGGCCUUCCCCCAGCUCCUGGAGAACCUCGAUCGCAUUGAGCUCCCGGCGCAGAUGGGCUCUAUGCUGGGGUCUUCACUGGCUCUCCACUACAUGGACUGUCUGAGGGACAACUCCGCCUUCCUCCGGCUCAACUUCUGGCUCGGUCACGCUCUUCAUGAGGAGUUUUUGUUCCGCAGAGAGGCCGGUUCUCAGAACAUGGAGGAGGCUACUCGUUUCCUAAACACGCUAAUCUCCACACAGCGCCUCCUACAGGAGGGUUUCUCCGGCACGGAGGUGUUCCUGUUCCGGUUCCUGCGGGUCUGGGAUGGCUCGCUGCUUCGUCCCCAGGUCCUGGCCUUGCUGAGUGACAUCCCCGUAGUGCCCAGCUCGCGUAUCGAUCUGCUCCUUUUCGAGCCUUUGAUGCAGCUUUUUUUCACCUCCUCUCUGUUUUUCAAGUGCAGUGUCAUUGAGUGUUUGAACAGCAUGCUGCUGAAGUGGCUGACCUGGCACUCUGUGUAUGCUUUGGAAGAUGGACUCGACAUCAGUGUCAGCAGCCAGACCCCGGUGAACAUGACUCUGUCUGGGCUGAUGGACUCGGUGGUGGAGCUGGUCCAGUUUGUGGGGCGGAUCGCGACCAUCGGGCUCCAGCUGGAGGGGUACCACACCCUGCUCCUCAGCUUCACCCUGGACUUCUACCAGACGGUGUGUGACAUGUACCUGAAGUAUGAUCUGCCCCUGGUGCUCAUGCCACCGACAGGAGUGUUCUAUCCUGCCCUGCUGGCCACUAGCCCUGUCUGCGUAGAUCAGCUCUGCCAGAUCAUGUACAGGUACAGAACAAAUCUGGUCUCUGCCAAGCGUCAAGAAAGGCAAACUGAGAAGCCCUUUCACAUCAGCAGAAAGACGUACCGCCAGUUCAACCAGUACGUGGUGUCCAUCGUGAGCUGCCUGUGGAACUCCAGGGCCUUUCAGCCUGACACGGGCGUCGAGCUGGGAGAAGACCUCCUGGCGGGGAGCAAGGUUCCCGAGCCCUGGAGCUCGUUUAGCCUCGUCCGCCAUCCCGCCUUUCUGAGCUACGCCGUCGACUUCCAUCAGAAGUGUUGGCCUGAGAGGAAGGAGCUGGAACUGAAUUCAAUAAAGGGCGGGAGGCGGUGGGAGUGGUACGCAGAGUUCCUGUUCUGCCAAGGCUUCCAGGGCGUCAAAGAGUUCGUCCAGAGCAGCUUCAGCCGCCGCUCGUCCGUCGAGGACGCCGAGCCCACCUCCAGCAGCUGAGCGGAGAGACGACGCGCUUCCUUUGUCGGAAAAAGAAUUGGAAAAAAAAUCUAUUUAUGUGUAUAUUCUUUAGCAGUGUUUAGACCAAGGUAGAUGUCUUAACAUUUUUACGAAUCUUUACUCUGUAAAUAGCCAGACCUUCGUAAGUGUACAUUUUCUGUCGCUCGACUUCGUGGCAUCGCUCGUCUCUGUGUUGUAUAUUGUCCUGUGCCCGCGCGGUAUUAUGAAUGUGGAACUGCAAAAUGAAUUAAAAUGGAGGAAGUGAGCGUC
Messenger RNA from Conger conger (European conger), 2581 nucleotides. It is a transcript of the gene cenpi, whose product is annotated as centromere protein I. The transcript is spliced from 20 exons. The coding region runs from base 125 to 2311 and encodes 728 amino acids. The record is from RefSeq and is a predicted model, not a curated record. Gene Ontology annotation, cellular component: kinetochore. Lineage: Eukaryota; Metazoa; Chordata; Actinopteri; Anguilliformes; Congridae.